Cynara cardunculus var. scolymus (artichoke) is the source of this 489-nucleotide messenger RNA. RefSeq lists its product as uncharacterized. NCBI's taxonomy places the organism in Eukaryota, Viridiplantae, Streptophyta, Magnoliopsida, Asterales, Asteraceae. The record is from RefSeq and is a predicted model, not a curated record. The transcript is spliced from 2 exons. Bases 1 to 489 code for a protein of 162 amino acids.
AUGGUUUUUACAUUUGUUGUUGCCGGAUGGGAAGGAAUUGCACAUGAUUCUAGACUUUUGUCUGAAGAUUUAAUAGAUGGUGCUAUUGGAUUUCCAUUUCCUUCUUCAGGUAUACUAUUGAUUUUACAGAUAUUGGCUCGGAGAUUUUCGUCGUCGACGAGCAAUGAAAAGCAUGAAAAGUUCAAUCAUUCUCAUGCAAAACUUAGAAAUGUUAUUGAACGUUCUUAUGGCGUCCUGAAAGCACGUUUUUCAAUAUUGAAAAGAAUGGCACCAUUUACACUUGAGGUUCAAAGAGACGUUGUUAUUGCAUGUUUUGCGGUUCACAACUUCAUCCGGAAGCAAGGUUUAAGUGAUGAGUUAUUUUCUGAGUAUGAUCAAACCAACGAACAAGGAAACGAUGAUGAGGAUAAGGCUGAAGAUAUUCAAUCGCAUGGGAGUGCCGCUGACCAAACAUAUAUGGCUAGUUUAAGAGAAGAAAUUGCGACAUAA